AUGAUACAAAAACAUGAAUCAACACAUUGGAAAAUAACGCCAGAUCUUGUUCCUAUUCAGAAUAAACCUGCAUUAUUAGGAGAUCAAAAACGCCUUAUUAUUGUUUUGGAAAAGGCUUGUUUAGAAAUAUAUAAAGUUGGAACAUCUAAAGAAGGAAAAUAUCAAUUAUUAAAUUGUGAUGAUCAUCAAGGGAUUUUAAAGAAGAUGAAGAGGGAUAUUUCUGAAGCAAGACCAGAUAUUUGUCAUCAAUGUCUUUUAACCCUUCUUGACUCGCCUUUAAAUAAAGCUGGUCUUCUUCAGGUUUAUAUUCAUACAGCUAAAAAUGUUUUAAUUGAAGUAAAUCCAAAACUUCGGAUUCCUCGAACUUUCAAGAGAUUUUCAGGGUUGAUUGUACAACUUUUACAUAAACUUAGCAUAAGGAGUGUAGAUGGAGGUGAAAAGUUGUUAAAAGUAAUUAGGAAUCCUAUUACUGAUCAUUUGCCACCGAAUUGUAAAAAAAUAACACUUUCUUACGAUGCACCGAUUGUUCAAAUAUCUGAGUAUCUUGAAGCUCUUGAUCCUAAUCAACCAUUAUGUAUUGUUAUUGGAGCAAUGGCUCAUGGAGAAGAUAAUUUCGCCGAUAGUUGGAUAGAUGAAAAAAUAUCUAUUAGUAAUUAUUUAUUAAGUGCAAAUACAACAACAAGUAGAAUUCUGCAUUCAUGUGAAAAUUUAUGGGGAAUUAAUUAG
Messenger RNA from Pneumocystis jirovecii RU7, 726 nucleotides. Its product is annotated as 18S rRNA pseudouridine methyltransferase. Gene Ontology annotation, cellular component: nucleolus; small-subunit processome. The transcript is spliced from 5 exons. Gene Ontology annotation, molecular function: rRNA binding; rRNA (pseudouridine) methyltransferase activity. NCBI's taxonomy places the organism in Eukaryota, Fungi, Ascomycota, Pneumocystomycetes, Pneumocystales, Pneumocystaceae. The coding region runs from base 1 to 726 and encodes 241 amino acids. Gene Ontology annotation, biological process: rRNA base methylation. The record is from RefSeq and is a predicted model, not a curated record.